AUGAUUGUGUAACAAUAUGACCUCGGACAACAUUCAUCCAGUGUGAUGGCUACUCAAUUGCCUGUAACCGGGCGCCGGUCGCACCGCAAGUCGCGCAAUGGCUGCCAGCAGUGCAAGGCACGGAAAGUGAAGUGUGAUGAAGGGAGGCCAACUUGCCGGAAUUGCAAAAAACAUCAUGUGGAAUGCUCCUUUUUCGCUACCACCAACGGUUCACCCUCACCAUAUGAGGUUUCGGACACUCCCUUGAUCAGCACUCAUGCCGAUCCCGCUGCCGGGCAGACAACCAGUACAGCACCAGAACUUGCCAUAUCCGAUCUUGAACUCCUGCACCAUUUCUCGACCUCAACUGCAUACACUUUUUCCCAGCACCCGGCCAUCCAGACCUUUUGGCGUGUCAACGCCCCGCGAAUAGGCUUUUCGGCACCUUAUGCACUCCGUGCCAUCCUGGCCAUUUCCGCCCUUCAUCUGGCCCAUCUGAGACCUCACCAGAAGAAAUUUUAUGUGAACCAGGCGGAAUAUCACCAUGAUGCCGCAGUGAAGCAAGUGGCGCCAAACAUGACUCACCUUAUGCAAGAAGACAGCGCCGGUGUCCUGCUGUUUUCGAUGCUGACCAGCUUUAUAUCCUGCGCUAAGCCUAGGAAGCUGGACGACUUUCUGCUGUUCAGACGAGGAGAGGUUUCCGAAUGGCUAGUGUUUUUCCGAGGCUCGGGAACAAUCGUCAAGUAUGCGCGUGAUUCAUUAUCGUCGGGGCCCAUGGCAGCCAUUUUGAAUAUUCGCGGCAAUCGUACGGAGUUUCGAAAUAGCCUGGUAACCGAUCAAAAGAGCUUUAUGUCCGACCUGGAGGUUCUGAUCCGAGAGGAAGUUCGUGACAUGGAGGAGCUGAAGAUUUACCUGGAUGCGUUGGAAGAAAUGAAACGGUCAUAUGUACUGUGGACAGACCAAUGUCCUACACAGUGGGAAACGGAUGAUGUAUUUGUUUGGCCGCUGGGUGUGUCCCAGGAAUUCCUGGAGCUUUUGAGGGAGCAGCGACCUGUGGCGUUGGUAAUAUUCGGUUUUUUCUGCCCCCUGUUGCAUCGACUGGAGUGGAUGUGGUGGAUUAAUGGAUGGGCAAUUCAUUUGUUGUCCCGGAUCCAUGGGCUUCUGGAUGCAGCACAUCGCUCCUGGAUCCAGUGGCCAAUGGAACAACUCGGAUGGUGCACUUGACCCAAAGGCAGAUGUAUUUUGUUGAUCAUGGAGAACGAAGGUUGCGUUGUCAAAUGAUUGCAAUCCUGGUCGUGCCUCGGAUGACGGGACAGAAACAAAGCGAACCCGAACCCGAACCCGACGCACGACCCUUUCAUCUCCACAUUUCCUCUGCCACGUCGAUCCUCGCUCUCGGACUGGUGGAACCACCCGCUACCACCCGCUUGGCUGCAAUAUGGUCAUCUCGGCUUGCACACUUUGGUUAGAAUAACAGGAUACAAAUACGAUUACGAGGCGGACAUCUCGCCGUAUCGGUAAAGGAGUGUGGUCAUGUUACUGCAGGAGUCCCAAGAAGC
Aspergillus steynii IBT 23096 is the source of this 1538-nucleotide messenger RNA. Its product is annotated as Zn(II)2Cys6 transcription factor. The transcript has 2 exons. Gene Ontology annotation, molecular function: zinc ion binding; DNA-binding transcription activator activity, RNA polymerase II-specific. Bases 46 to 1203 code for a protein of 385 amino acids. Lineage: Eukaryota; Fungi; Ascomycota; Eurotiomycetes; Eurotiales; Aspergillaceae. Gene Ontology annotation, biological process: regulation of transcription by RNA polymerase II. The record is from RefSeq and is a predicted model, not a curated record.